AUUAGUGAAUAAUUUAGAAAUUGAACGCACAAGUAAAUUGAGACUUGGAUUAAAUGUGUGUCAAGUGAUUUUUAAAAAUGAAUGAAAUUAGUAAAGUGGUUGACAUUCUGAAAAUACAAUUGAGUACAGACAAAUCUCAAACACGUGCACAAAUUAUUUUCUACUUAUUGGAGGUUUUACGUGAAAAUGACGGAGAAGAAUUAGUUACACAAUUAGUUUACAAUGGUAUUAUUAGUGAUUUGUUACAAAAUGUUAAUCUUUUAACUAGCAGAGACUUUCUUGAAUGUUUAGUAAUAAUUGUUGGAAGAAAUGCAUUUUAUACAAAUGGAUUAGUUGAUCAAACUAUUCAAGGCAUUACAAAAUAUCAUCUUAUAAAUUCAAUUGAACUAUCAACGUUAGCUGUGAAUAUUAUAGUAUCAAUAGUAUCCAAAGUUUUCGUUGACUUUACCGAAUCUCAAGGAAUUCGUUUAAUUGAAAAACACGAGGAAGGAUUAUUAAGUUUUCUUGAAAGAGUAAUUUUCGAUUCACAUUCAAUAUUAUCAGCAACGAAAUUAUUUAAUUUUCUAAUAAAAUACAGUUCGGAAAAUUUUAAAUACAUUCAUCUAAAAAAUAUUACAUAUCUAUAUGAUAAUGUAAUGAAAUUUCUAAUGAUAUCAAAUGAAAUUUCUGAUUUAGAGAAAUUUCAAAAUAUUUGCUGCACUUCGUUUACAUUAGCCAAUUUUUGUAAUGAGAUCAACGAACAAGAUCUUGAGAAUAAAUGUAGUGGUUCUUCGGCUGCAACAUCAGUGUUAGAAAUUCCGGAAUUUAAAAUAUCUCUCAUUGAAACAAUUAGACGUGUCACAUUGGAAUUUUUACUCCCAUUUCCAAAGAGUAUGAUCCUCGAUUUUAGUACUGUUAAUCUUCUGAUUGAAUUUUUAAAUGUUGUAAUAAAAUUAUAUAUGAUUAAAGAUGAAAAGAUAUGCAUUGAAUUGUUAUCCCGAGGAUAUUUGAAAUAUUUACUCGAAUUAUCAAUUCUUUAUCAUGAGAAUACUCUUUUUAGAAAUAAAAUUUGCAAUCUCAUGUCUGAAAUAAUAGUAAUAUUAAAAGAUUAUUUAAAAUUACCAAUAAAUAAUUGGCAAGGUGGUUUAAUUGCAUUUCAAAUAUUUCUACGCACUGGUUUUGAAACACUACAAAUUGAUUGCAAACAAUGGGAAAAUCUUUUGAAAAUUCACACAUGUCCAGCUGAUUCAUUGUUGAUAUUAAUUUAUUGUCACUAUAUAGGCACUAAAGAAAUAUUCAUUGUCACUCAAAAGUCAUUAUCAGUAAAAUUAACAAGUGUCGUUGAAAAGUGCUCAGAAAGGAUAUUUUUGAAGGCCAUUUGGUUAUUGUUUUCGGCUACAGCAUUGGCAGCGAAAAAAACACAAAUUGAUCGUUCCUAUUCAAAAGCAGUUAAAAGUCUUGCAGGUUUAUUGCAAAAGCAAAAGAAACUGCAAUUAAUAUAUACACAAAAUGAAGAUCUUCUUCUUUAUGCAAUCGCAGAAAUUGAUUUUCCAGAAAGCUUGAGAAUUAAAACUAUAAGUUUAUGGUUGGAUAAUAGUAAAAACGAUAGAGAUUGGGAUGUAUUGAUAAAAAAAUGUCUUGAUGAAAAUUAUAGUGAAUUAAAAAUUGUUAAACUUCUAAUGGCAAUAAUCCAUGAAAAAGCUAUAAAAGAUCCGAAUAAUGCAUUGAAUGCAUAUGUGUCACUUUUACAUUCCGAAAAUGUCAUUCCAGACGAUGUAAUUGAAUUUGUCUGGAAAACAUUGGCGGAUAAUUUACCGCAUUACUCUUCAAAUAACUCUGAAGUGUUGAAAACUAUUCUCAGAAUGACUGGUACAUUACCGACUUCAAAAGUCGUGAAUAAAAAAAUUAUAAGAAAAUGCGCAACUGAAAUUUGUAAAAUUCUUCACCGAGAUGGUGAAACAGAUAUAAUUUUAAAGACUCUAUUGAUAACAAUAGCGUCUUUUACAAUUCGACAAUCUGUCGAAAGUAAUGAUGUAAAAGUUUCAGAAAUAUAUUUUAAAAAUGAACGAUUUUUGAGAGAAAUCUAUAAUGGAGGAUUUUCUUUUAAUCAAACAAUGUUAACGGAAAUGAGCUUACGAACGUUAACUUGUUUAAUGGUGUGCCAAAUUCUAUAUAACGUUCAGAGUAAAACUUUAUCUGAAUUGACAUUUGAAAAUCUCAAUACAUUUCUUGAUAAUUUAAAAAAAAAUCAAAUUUCUGUAGUAUUUGGAUUGGAAUUCAUUAAAUUUGCCAUAAGAAACAAAGUGGAUAAUCCAGUAAUUCGAUUAAUUAAAUUAAAAGAUGACAAAGACUUAAAGGAUGUUUAUCAUCUUUAUGUUUUUGUUCAUUUAUGUCACGGUGAGCUUCCACCUGGAAAGGAAGGUCAAACCUAUCAAUGUCUCACGACUAUUCUAAACUAUUGUACACAAGAACAAUUUGAUAUGACGAAAUUUUUAAUGUGUCCUUCAACACCAUUUUUAAUAGACAGUGUUAUUCAGGAAAUUCUUAGUACAAAGGAAAUUAAAUAUCAUUUUUUGAAUUUUGUAACAGUUUGGUUGGAUUGUUUAAAAACAUACGAAUCAAAGAAUAAUCCAUUGAGUAAAUUAUCUAAAGAUAUAGUAACAGCAUUAAGAAGUUUAGUACCAUUAUUGUUGAGCGCCGCAGAACACAGUGAUAUUGUUUAUGAUUUUAUUAAAAUGGUACAGUAUUAUGGAAAAAAAUUAGAUGAUUCGAAAUAGAAUGGAAUUUGACGGUACAUGAGUAAGCAAUUAUUUUUUUUUAUCUUUACACAAGAUAUUAUAUUAUUUUUUUAUUUUUUAUUUUUGUUGACAUUAU
Messenger RNA from Leptopilina boulardi, 2853 nucleotides. RefSeq lists its product as uncharacterized. The record is from RefSeq and is a predicted model, not a curated record. The coding region runs from base 78 to 2756 and encodes 892 amino acids. The transcript has 15 exons. NCBI's taxonomy places the organism in Eukaryota, Metazoa, Arthropoda, Insecta, Hymenoptera, Figitidae.